Penicillium olsonii is the source of this 2436-nucleotide messenger RNA. Lineage: Eukaryota; Fungi; Ascomycota; Eurotiomycetes; Eurotiales; Aspergillaceae. The record is from the annotation of a GenBank genome assembly.
AUGACCGUUCAGGCGAGGCGCCAUUCCGCUGCAUACAAGGCCCCAUCGCCCUAUAAUACUCGCGAUGCGGACAUCGAAAAACAACCCAGUGCAGGCCGUCACACCUACCGCCACCACCCUAGCGAUGAUUCCGACGACGAUUCGCUGGACGAACCCAACGUCGCGGCCUCAUACCCCCCACCUGUCGUAGCAGGUGGUAGUCUUCGUCGCCCCGGAGGUGUCGUGGGCUUCCGCGUCCCUCAGCGGAUUAUGCGAUGGCUCUGUUUCGCGCUCUUCGCCGCCCUGGUCGUGUUCAUCCUGACCCUCUUCCGAUUCACCCUCUCCGCCUCGGUUUCGCAAGUCACCGUCGAGUUGCCCAAAGUCGUCGCCGCCAAACCACCACAAUGGGAGAGCUUUCCGUUCCUCAGUCGCUACGAGGGCGGUAUCUCCGCCCUGGUCGCGCGGUCGAGCAAUGUCCCUGAAUAUCCCGGUGAUGGUUCCGAGGAAUUCACUGUGCGGCCAGAAACCGAUGAGGAAAAGCAGGAGGCCCAGAAGCAGGAACCCAAGGCCAAGAGGGACAAGGACCUGCACCCGAACAUGGCUAGUAGUGUCUUCAACCCUUAUCCCGACUACAAGUCGCCGGAUUAUAUCAAGAAAUACGGCGAAAAGCGCGAAUGCUUCCUCAACCCGGAGAACACCCUGCGCGUCCCGUCUGUGCAAAGCUACCCAGGUGUUCCUAAUGGCUUCCCGGAGCCGGCAUUGGGCUCGAACACGAUCUUGGGCAUUCGAGACGAUAUGUGUUUCGACCGAUUCGGUCGAUUGGGCCCCUAUGGUUUCGGCUACGGGGCAAAGAAAGGUGGCUCUGGCGCCGGACUGGAUGGCCAUCGCGACGGCGCUGAUAGCGUUUGGGAGGAUGUGCCACCAGUGGAUUUCCGGACGGUGGAUUGGGCUGGCGCACAGAACCGCUGCCACGCUGCUAAUCGCCACCGUUUCAAUGAGUUGCCUGAGCCUCGUCUCAACAACUUCGUUUCCAUGCCUAUGGGAAUUCCCAAGGUGAACAUUCCGCCGCCGGCGGAGGAUUCUCGUCAGGAGCCACCUCAAAUUGGCUCCGAGCGCGUGUCCCGUACUGCUGUGGUCAUUCGCACCUGGCAUGACUUCAACUACACCCCAGAGGACAUCAUGUAUAUGCGCUCUGUCAUCUCUGAGCUCUCAUUGAUGUCUGGUGGAGAGUACACUAUUCACUUCCUGGUCCACGUAAAGGACACCAAUUUGCAGAUCUGGUCCGAUGAUGAGACCUACCAGCGGGUCCUCCGGGAUUCUCUCCCCGAGGAAUUCCGUGGAAUGGGAACCCUGUGGUCAGAGCCCCAGAUGGCUCUCAUGUACCCCGGACUGGAGGAGACAUGGAUGCGCGAUCUGCCGAUUCAUGGCGUUUACCGCAGCACAUACAUGCCCAUGCAGUACUUUGCAUUCCAACACCCUGAGUACGACUACUUCUGGAACUGGGAAAUGGACGCCCGUUACACAGGCCACUGGUACCACCUCUUCGACAAGGUCGGCGAGUGGGCCAAGAAGCAGCCACGAAAGGGUCUCUGGGAGCGUAAUGCUCGUUUCUACGUCCCCUCCGUGCACGGGUCAUGGGAAGACUUCCGACAGAUGGUCCGCGUGCAGACGGAGAGCGGCACCAACUCCGCCAACAACAUGUGGAGCGCUGUUAAGGGUGGAGACCCUAAUGUGCGGGGCUCAAUGCACCAACAAGGCGACAGAUCCAUCUGGGGCCCUGAACGCCCUGACGAACGAGACAUCUUCGAAGUCGAGGGCGAGGGAAUCCCACCCACUAGCAUGGACAAGGACCAGUACCAAUGGGGUGUUGGUGAAGAAGCGGACUUGGUUGUUUUCAACCCGCUCUACGACCCGGAGGGCACCACCUGGCUUCUCCGUGACGAUGUCACGGGCUAUAACAGGGAGAAGGGCAUGCCCCCUCGCCGCACGGCCAUCAUUACCGCAUCCCGUAUCUCCAAGAAGCUGCUCACGACCAUGCACCGUGAGUGCGCGCUCAAGCGUCACAGCAUGUUCUCGGAGAUGUGGCCCGCCACCACGGCGCUGCACCACGGGUUCAAGGCCGUCUUUGUUCCACACGCAGUAUAUGUCGACCGCCGCUGGCCCAGCCGAUACCUGGAAUCAGUCUUCAAUGCCGGCCGCAAUGGUGCCUCCGGUGGUGCACGCACCUCCAUCUUCGGUGACCGCGAACAUAACUUCCGCGGCACCACCUGGUUCUACUCUGCCGGCUUCUCGCCCAACCUCUGGCGUCGCUGGCUUGGACUUCGCGUCGACAAUGACGGAGGCGAGCAGCGCGAGCUUGCCGGCGAGGGUCGCAUGUGUCUUCCUCCUAUGCUUCUUCAUCCAGUCAAAGAAGUCAACAUGAUCAUCGACGACGGAGAGCACGCGGAAGACCGCUGA